AUGCUGCGUUUCCUGGCGCCCGUGGCUGCCCCGCUGGGCGAUGGGGCACUGGUGAUCGGCCGAGGAUACAUCAUGGCCUGCACGUGGCUCUACUCGAUUUGCAGCAAGACGCCUUACGAGCUCCAAGCUGCAACAGGUCUGGUCUUGUGCUUCUUCGGUGGAACCUUCGUAGCGCUGUUCGCUGCUGUGGAGGCCUUCCGAAAGAUGGGCCUGGAACGCCUGAACGCAGAACUGCAGUACAUAAUCGACCAAGCUACGUUGGUGGAAGAAGCCUCAGCUUUAGAUGAUUUGAAGGACGAGAAUGCCGACGGCAUUGUAGAUGUGGACCAGAUGGACGCACGGCAGCUGGCACGCCAGAAGUUGCAUGUGGCCAUGGUGAGCAUCGAGGAUCCGAAGAGGUUGGAGGCGGCAGUCUCCUACCUCUGGGCAGCCUGCCUGGGGGCUCUGGCCACUCUGAAGAUCCAGUUCGCGCAGACGGCGGGGCCAGUAUCAAUGCUUCGAAAUGCCGAAAUGACAUGGACAGCUUUCGAUACAGGAUUCAGGGUCGAAGCUGUGUGUUGCACGUUCGUGUAG
Symbiodinium natans is the source of this 573-nucleotide messenger RNA. Lineage: Eukaryota; Dinophyceae; Suessiales; Symbiodiniaceae. The record is from the annotation of a GenBank genome assembly.